CCGCCCUCCCGGACGGAGCCACCAGCGAGAGCGGUGGGCUAGAGCGGCCCCGGACGCACUUCCUCCCGCCUCGCUGGUUGCCGUGGAGACGGAAGAUGGCGGCCGCAGGUCCCAUAGGGAGUGGCAGUGCUGAGCGCCUCAGCUCCGGACCGUGAGCUGGGGAUGCCGGGGCUGAAGGCUCCAACCCCCGGCGAAGGAAGAUGCUCCAGACCAGCAACUACAGCCUGGUGCUGUUCCUGCAGUUCCUCCUGCUUUUCUAUGACCUCUUUGUCAACUCCUUCUCUGAGCUGCUUUGCACGGCCCCCGCUGUCCAGCUCGUCCUCUUCAUCAUUCAGGACAUUGCCAUUCUCUUCAACGUCAUCAUCAUCUUCCUCAUGUUCUUCAACACCUUCGUCUUCCAGGCUGGACUGGUCAACCUCCUUUUCCACAAGUUUAAGGGAACCAUCCUGCUGUCGGCGACCUACCUGGCGCUCAGCAUCUCCUUCCAUGUCUGGGUUAUGAACCUGCGGUGGCGAGACUCCGGCCGCUUUGUGUGGACCGAAGGCUUGCAGACCCUUUUUGUUUUCCAGAGGCUGGCGGCCGUGCUCUACUGUUACUUCUACAAGAGGACGGCGGUACACCUGGGCGACCCCCUCUUCUACCAGGACUCGCUCUGGCUGCGCAAGGAGUUCGCCCAGUUCCGUGGCUGAUGGCUCCCCUCGGGCUCUGGGUGACCCACCGGCUGCCCCCUCAGCUCCCGCCGUCUCACAGCCCUGUUCCGCCUCGGCCAUCCUCCUCCUCUUCCUCCCCCAGGGGGGAACCAGGCGCUAGCACAGCUCGUGCGGAGUCGGCGGAAGGCUCAUGCUGUGUCUCAGCGCCACAGUCCCCGCUGGGACUUGAGGUUUUUUUGUAAACACUGAAGAAAUAAAUUGGCUGCGUUUUCCA
Molecule: messenger RNA, 924 nt
Organism: Tyto alba (common barn owl)
Lineage: Eukaryota; Metazoa; Chordata; Aves; Strigiformes; Tytonidae
Gene: TMEM138
Product: transmembrane protein 138
Exons: 5
Coding region: 201-689 (162 amino acids)
Cellular component (GO): cilium
Source: RefSeq, a predicted model, not a curated record